AUGGAAGCUGCUCAAGGACCGAGCCCUGCGACGAGGGCCGAGGUGCUGAAUGCCCGGCUGACCGCUCGCGGGGCGGAGGUGGCCGAUGACGAUGCGGGCGACCACCAUCUUCGGGUCACGCGCUACACUGGCGUCAACCCGCCCAUCGCGCUCACCACCAACUACCACUGGCCCACGCGGCAAGACGAAAUGGAGGGAAACUACUUCUACUACUCGCGGUCGGACAACCCCAACUACCUCCUCCUCGAGAAGGAGCUCACCCGACUUCACCACGGCUCCUCGGCGGUGGUGUUCGCCACGGGCAUGGCCGCCAUCUCGGCCGUCCUCCUCUCCCUGGUGCGGAAGGACAAGGCGGUGGUGCGCGCGAACGAGAUCUACAACGACGUGCCGCGGCUCCUGCAGGAGAUGACCGAAAUGAGCGGCACCCAAGUCAUAACUGUCGACAUAUGCGACACAGAAGCGGUCAUCAAGAGCGUGGAACAGGAGAACGUGCGGGUGCUGUAUUUCGAGUCGGCUUCCAACCCCAACAGCUUCGUGCCCGAUUUCGACGAACUCAUCCGACGGACCAGAGAGGUCAACCCGCAGUGCCUCGUGGUGGUCGACAACACCUUCCUCUCGCCCAUCCACUUCCGUCCGCUCGAUCACGGCGCCGACAUCGUCAUCGAAUCGGGCACCAAGUACCUGAGCGGGAAGGGGGAUGUUCUCCUAGGAGCCGUGGUCUUCAGAAAGAAGCAAGCCGAUCAGGGAGAUAUGGUGUUGACGGCCAUAACGCAGCGCGUGAAGCGUUGGCGCUCGGUCGGAGGCGGGUCGCCCUCGCCCAUGUCCUGCUGGCUCGUCAGCAAGGGCCUGGAGACACUUCGCCUGCGCAUGCACCACGCCACCGCCACCGCUCUCGAAGUGGCCAGGUUUCUUGAGACGGUCCCGUGCCUCAGCCGCGUCGUGUUUCCCGGGCUGGCCAGCCACCCGUGCCACACGCGCGCGGUCAAGUACUUUGGCGAGAAGAACAGCGGCGCGGUGCUCAGAUUCCACAUAUGUCUCUACGGCCCGACCGUGGACCAGAUGCUGACCGACCCGCAUCCUUUCAUGCACGCCGUCUCGCUGGGCGAAUCCCACACGCUCCUCUACCCGGUGCCCGGCGAGUCUCGUCUCUUCCCCGAAGACGCCGAGCGUGAGGUGCCGGACUACGUUGGGUAUUGGUUCCGAGUGGCCAUCGGGUUGGAGACCGCAGAGGACAUCAUUUCCGGUUUCCUCCACGAGCUGGUGACGAAGGUGGGCGAGGUCAAGAAGUUCGACGCCAAAACGCGACAGCUGAGCUUCAGAGGCAAGCUCCCCUCGCCCUGUCCGUACCUCUUCUUUUUCGCUGGCGAAAGCGACGGCGGCAAAGGCCAAAAGCCCCCAUCUCAAUCGACCGAUGGCCAGGGUACGCGCCGAGCGAUCUUCAUCGAGAGGGUGGCGGGUGACGAAGCCGGUGGUGGCAAGGCUGCCAAGAAGGGCAAGGCCACAGUCACGCUGGGCCUCGCAGCUGCGGCCGACGAGAAGGCCCUGCUGACCAAGGGCACCGCGCUCUUCUGCUUUAAGUCCGCUCUCACCCUCUACACCGAACUCGUCGGAAAGAAGUAG
This is a messenger RNA of Acanthamoeba castellanii str. Neff, 1620 nucleotides long. RefSeq names its product Cys/Met metabolism PLPdependent enzyme superfamily protein. Gene Ontology annotation, molecular function: pyridoxal phosphate binding; carbon-sulfur lyase activity. Gene Ontology annotation, biological process: transsulfuration. Gene Ontology annotation, cellular component: cytoplasm. The record is from RefSeq and is a predicted model, not a curated record. NCBI's taxonomy places the organism in Eukaryota, Discosea, Longamoebia, Acanthamoebidae. The transcript is spliced from 12 exons. The coding region runs from base 1 to 1620 and encodes 539 amino acids.